This is a messenger RNA of Gossypium raimondii (Peruvian cotton), 501 nucleotides long. Its product is annotated as phytosulfokines. Gene Ontology annotation, molecular function: growth factor activity. The record is from RefSeq and is a predicted model, not a curated record. Lineage: Eukaryota; Viridiplantae; Streptophyta; Magnoliopsida; Malvales; Malvaceae. Gene Ontology annotation, biological process: cell population proliferation. Gene Ontology annotation, cellular component: extracellular region. The transcript has 2 exons. Bases 27 to 281 code for a protein of 84 amino acids.
CCUUCCGCCAUAUUUUCUUUGCCAAAAUGUGUUCCAAAUCCAAGGCCAUCGCCUCCUGCAUCAUCAUCGUCUUCCUCCUCCUCUUCACAUUUUCUUCUUGUGCUUCAGCCGCCCGCCCUCAACCUGCAGCUCCAUACGCACAUCAUGCUACUCCAAUCAAAGUUCAAUACCUGGUUGAAGAAGAUAGCUGCGAUGGAAUAGAGGAAGAAGAACGCCUGAUGAGAAGAACACUUGCUGCUCACCUUGAUUACAUCUACACCCAGAAGAACACCAACCCCUGAUUUUCACUUCCCACCUCCACGCUUUUACUUUACAUGUACAUGAACUUGUGUAUCAUGUUCGAUCUUUAGUUUUGGAUGUUUUUAUUAUAUAUGUACUGAAUAAGCUUAGUGUUGGAUUCUUCUAUUCAUGUAGGUCAACCUUUCUGGUUGUGAGCUCUGUAAUACGUAUGUUCAUGUCCCCGAUAUAUUCUCUCUAUAAUAUUCGUGUCUGAUAUAUAAA